UUGUUGUCAAGCCACAUGUGCUCGCUGUUUUAAAGGCAGCCAACACUCCCCCUUCACGACAACUGAGCCGAGAUACAGACGCGAGCACAUCUUCUGUGAGGAAAGAGCUGUCUGCUGCUUCAACAUGGCUAAGGAGGGUGACCACAGGGACACAGAGAGGCCACACAGGUGUUCCAUGUCCUGCCUCGGUCCUCUGACCUUCCACAGUCAGGCUGUGGGAGUCAAGGUCCGCCUGAGCCGGGGCUGUCUACUCGCAGAGAGAUCGGGGGGCACGUUCAAGCACGGCCUGGUGUUCAGCAGCCGCCCGCUGAAGAUCAAUGAGAGGAUUCGUCUGAGAAUGGAGAAAGACGCGGAUCACUGGCAUGGAGCUGUGCGCGUGGGCUUCACCAGCACGCCGCCUUCAGCCAGGUCUCUGCCUCUGCCCACCAUGGCCAUCCCCGACCUCACCGACACACCUGGGCACUGGGCCGCUCCUGUGCAUGAAUCCUACUGCCAAGCAGGUUCAGAGCUGGAGUUCUGGGUUUCUUAUGGAGGCGCCAUAUACAUCACAAGCAGCAACACCAAGCAGCAAAAACUGCUUGAAGGAGUGGAUCUGAGCCGGCCGCUGUGGGCCAUGAUAGACAUCUACGGAAAGACACGCUCCAUUUACCUACUGGGCUCAGAGAAAAGAGGGCUUCUUUGCACCAGACGGUCCUGUCCUGCACCUGAAUGCCUCACCUCACCUGACGUUAAGAACCACUACAGUUUGAUUCCUCAUGGAGACAGUGAUGAAUGCAUGUCGUCUUUUGACACUGAAGACCCAGCAGAUGACAACAUUGUAUUGGACUGUGUUGUGUGCAUGAACAGGAACGCCACGACCUUCCUGCCUUGCGGCCACCGCUGUCUGUGUCGCCGCUGCACCCCCAGAGUGGUCCAGCAGUUUGGCUGCUGCCCGCUGUGUCGGCAGGACAUUGGCGCUCCUUUAACGGAGGUGUGCUAAGCUGCAGAGUGACUGUGACAAAGAAAACACGAUGACUGGCACCUGCUUCAUGUGCUCUGGUGGUGGUUGGGGAGGUUUGCCAUCUGUGACCCUGAUUGACCAACCAGGAAACUUUGUGACAUGUUAUUCAACUGUCUCCUCCUUAAAAUGUAAAUGUUGUACAGCACAUGUAAGAUAAGAAACACUGAGAUGCUGAUGCGAAGAUACUGAGCUGGAGUAUUUCCUGAUAACGUAAAAGAAUGUGUGAAACUUUAGUAGGAGACAGCAGUUUUAUUGUGACUGUUGAAUAAGGAUAAACGAAUUUUUUUUCUUUUGGUGAAGACAAUUGAUGGCACAUAAUUUAAAAUGUAAUUUAAAUGUUCCUCCUGUACAGUUUAUAUUUGCCUCCUUGGUGAAAAUCUUACAUCAAUCUAUGCUUUUGUUAAGUUAGUUUUCUCUGAAACUGAUGUUUUAUAUAUAUUUGAUUGUAAAAAUAUGACUGUAAAAAGAAAGUAAAUGUUAUUAUAUUUAU
Messenger RNA from Chelmon rostratus (copperband butterflyfish), 1490 nucleotides. RefSeq names its product E3 ubiquitin-protein ligase NEURL3. NCBI's taxonomy places the organism in Eukaryota, Metazoa, Chordata, Actinopteri, Chaetodontiformes, Chaetodontidae. The coding region runs from base 125 to 979 and encodes 284 amino acids. Gene Ontology annotation, molecular function: ubiquitin protein ligase activity. The transcript has 4 exons. The record is from RefSeq and is a predicted model, not a curated record.